AUGGCGGUCCUCCUCGUCGGCCUGGCGGCGGCGCAGGGCCCCGCCCCGUCGUCGGGCCACACCCCGUCCAAGUCCCCCCCCUCGCCGUCCCCCACACCUCCCCGUCGCCUUCUCCAAUUGCGACUACCAUUCCCCAAGUACUGGCCCCGUCUCCGCCGCCCCACACCGCUUCCCCCGUCAGCCCCGCCCCCCCGGUCACCCCCGCCCCCCACCGCCUCCCCUGUCAGGCCCGCCCCCCACCGCCCCCGCUUCCCGAGCUCGGGCCCCCGCGCCGCCUUCUCCGACCACCCCGCCGGCUUCCGCCCCGUCUCCCCACGGCCCCGCCGCCUCUCCCCCGCCGCCCCCGUCCCCGCCGCCGUCUCCCGAGCCCGGGGCCCACGCGCCGGUACCUCCGCCGUUGUCGAUCGCGAGGCUGCCGGCCGGGGAGCCAGCUCCGGGGCACGGCGGGGCCUGAGCGGCAGGCUGGCGCCUCCCGCGCCCGGGCCUCCCGCGCCGUCGCCCUCCGUCUCGCCCAAGGCGUCCCCGUCGCCUUCUUCGACCACCCCGCCGGCUUCCGGCCCGUCACCCCACGGCCCUGUCGCCUCUCCCCCGCCGCCCCCGUCCGUCGCCGCCGUCUCCCGCGCCCGGGGCCACCGCGCCGGUACCUUUGCCGUUGCCGAUCGCGACGCCUGCCGGGGAGGCGGCUCCCGGGCACAGCGGCAGGCUCGGCUUCGGCUUUUCCGGGUCGGUGGCGAUCGGUGCCCUCGUCACCGAUGCUCAAAUGCUUUUCUAGAUAGUUUUUUUGACAAUCCGGCGAGGAGCAGCAGAUAUGGCGACUGA
Molecule: messenger RNA, 819 nt
Organism: Syzygium oleosum
Lineage: Eukaryota; Viridiplantae; Streptophyta; Magnoliopsida; Myrtales; Myrtaceae
Product: vegetative cell wall protein gp1-like
Exons: 2
Coding region: 1-819 (272 amino acids)
Source: RefSeq, a predicted model, not a curated record